Molecule: messenger RNA, 2031 nt
Organism: Orbicella faveolata
Lineage: Eukaryota; Metazoa; Cnidaria; Anthozoa; Scleractinia; Merulinidae
Product: peroxisomal membrane protein 11A-like
Biological process (GO): peroxisome fission
Cellular component (GO): peroxisomal membrane
Source: RefSeq, a predicted model, not a curated record
UUCUCGUGAUCGUGGAGUUUAGAAGUAGUGUGCCACUGUCCUUGCUCAGCUAUCUUAAGUUAACUGCUGAAUUCCUUCAAUAAGACAUGGACGUAGUAACAGCAGUAGUGAAAUACAAUCAACAGACUUUAGGAAGGGAUAAACUUUGUAGGAUCAUUCAGUAUGCCUCCAGAUUGUCAAGUUAUCUUCUUCAGCAAGGUGGUGCAAGUGCCGAUUGGGUAAACAGAGCAAAGACACUUGAUAAACAAACAAGCACUUCAAGAAAACUCUUUAGGUUGGGAAAGAGUUUAGACAUGAUAUUGGGAGCUGUACGAGCACAAGACAUCCAUCACGACAACGUCUUAAGAGUCCUCAUCACAUGCCGCCGCCUAACUUAUACAAUCUAUUAUAUCAUUGAUCACAUCACAUGGGCCGCAAGACUGGGACUCUAUAAGUCUACCCCAAAAGAGUGGUCAAAGUUUCAGGCAAAAUUCUGGGUCAUUGCUCUCGUCUUUGGCCUUCUUAGAAACCUGUACGACAUCUUGAAUCUAAUUUUUGUUCCAAAAAAGAAGCAAGAUGGUGGAGAAGAGAGCUUUGCACCAGGAAGUACUGUGGCUUCCCGACUGAUGUCCCGUCCUCAAGUUUUGCUAGACACAGUCAAGAAUUCAGCAGAUUUCCUUUUGCCUUUCAAUGUCAUGGGUGUGAUUGAGCUGAAUGCUGGUGUAGCUGGUUUGCUUGGAUUGAUUUCGUCAAUCGCCGGUGCUACCCCUGUUUGGAUUCCUAACAUGAAGCUGAAACCUUCUUAGAAUCUAAAGAAAGCAAAACAAUGUAUUAACUUAAGACUAGUAACAUCUAUUUUUGCUAUCAAAAAAACUUUUUCCUUUCAUUCUCAAGGUCCCUCUUCUGUGAGUACAUGUAUGAACUGAAAGAGUCAGUAGUAAAAUAUUGUGCAAAAUGUAAUGGUUUCUAAUUAAUCUGAACAUUUGAUUUAUUUAGCACUAAAACCUAAUUGAAUCAAGGUUUAGAUUUUAGGACACUGUUCAGCAUUGUCAUCUGUGGGGGAAUGGGCUGGUCAGUAUUAUGCCAUCUGGGAAAUAUCCAUACCCACCUAGGAAAAGGUUACUAAAAAUACAGUAUUUACCUAAGUGGAGGGUUUUAAAGGAAAAUAUGGACUGGAAUGGGAAAGGUGUGGGGAAAACAGAAAAGAAUCCACUAGAUUGGAUAUGGAUAUUUUCUGGAACAAUAUAUUUCAUGCAAGUAGAUUCACACACUUUUUCAUAGAGUUGGACUUGAGAUAUAACACAUAAUUCAAUGUUAUUAGGUCAUAGCCAGGUGCUUGUGUCUUAAAGUUAUAUCGGUGAGUGUUGCUCCUACAUACAUGUACACCCUUUUCAGUACAACAGUUCAACACAUGAUAUAUUCAUUAACUUAUUAAGAAUAAUCUUUCAAUGGCUGAGUGAAACGAAAUAAGUGAACAAUGUUUUUCUCACACACUGCUGGGGCCUGGGUAUAGGUCAUGUGACCUGUGGGAUGGGCAGUUGUUUCUGUUGUGUUUGCCAUAUUUGCUGACUUUCCCACCCGCCCUCCCAACUUUUUUUAUAAUGCCAGUAUAAUGUACAAGCCUUGAACUUUUUUCAUUAUUUCCAGUCUUCAGCAUAAUGCUACUUGUAUUAGCUUUGAUUUUGCAAUCAAGGUCAGACAGCGACAGUCAGCUUGACAUGGCUACUAGUGGUGCGUGAGAAACACUGUUUAACUGGGCAUUUACAAGGUGCGGACAUAGAUCAUCCAAAGGAAUCAUACAAGAUAACAAACCAUAGCAAAGUAAUAGGAUGUGGCUCGAGUAUAGGAAAUCAUGCAUGUGAUAAAGUUAGCCAGAGCUGGAACUCUUUUGGGCAACAUUACAGUAACUAUAAAAAAUAAUUUGCCUUUGACAUGUUGUCUUCAUAGCUUAAAACCAUAAAAAUCAGGCAGAAGGUUAGUGGUCAACUUUUAAGGAUCUCUUUAGUUUUGAGAACAAUAAAGAUUACAAGUAUUAUUUAAUAAUCAAACGUA